Amaranthus tricolor (Joseph's coat) is the source of this 1395-nucleotide messenger RNA. RefSeq names its product glucan endo-1,3-beta-glucosidase. The record is from RefSeq and is a predicted model, not a curated record. Bases 33 to 1145 code for a protein of 370 amino acids. Gene Ontology annotation, molecular function: hydrolase activity, hydrolyzing O-glycosyl compounds. The transcript is spliced from 2 exons. Gene Ontology annotation, cellular component: plasma membrane. NCBI's taxonomy places the organism in Eukaryota, Viridiplantae, Streptophyta, Magnoliopsida, Caryophyllales, Amaranthaceae. Gene Ontology annotation, biological process: carbohydrate metabolic process.
ACUUGCUACCCAAUUUAUCCCUUUGUGUUGCCAUGACUACAUUUCUCUAUGUUUUCCUUCCAUUCAUCAUCAUCCAAAUCUUAGGAGUUGAAGCAAACAUUGGAGUUAAUUAUGGUAUGCAAGGAGAUAAUCUUCCACCACCAAGAGAUGUAGCGAAGUUCCUUGUUGAUUCAACUAUUAUCAAUCAUGUAAGACUCUUUGAUGCAAAUCCUAAUACUCUUGAAGCCUUUGCUCACACCGGAAUUGCCAUAACAGUAACAAUCCCAAAUGUUUUGAUCCCUCUUUUUACUGAUUUCACAUUUGCUCAAGAAUGGGUCAAAAACAAUAUUUCUACCCAUAUACAUUCUACCAACAUAAUACGUAUCUUGGUAGGCAACGAGGUUUUGGCGACCGCCGAUAAGCUCCUCAUUACUAGCCUUGUCCCGGCCAUGGAAACGAUCUACACCGCCCUCAUCGGAGAGUCCUUGGAACGUAAAGUUCAAGUCUCAACCCCUCAUUCGCUUGGUAUUUUGUCUAGUUCAAGCCCACCCUCUAUGGGGCGGUUUAGGCAAGGUUAUGACGUGCAUGUUAUAUGGCCGUUACUUAAUUUUUUAAGGGGUGUAGGUUCACCUUUUAUGGUGAACCCGUAUCCCUUUUUUGUUAUUGAUUCGAAUCAUACGAAUCUUGAUUACGCUUUAUUUAGGCCUAAUUCAGGAGUGUUUGAUGAAAAUACGGGUGUGAACUAUACUAACAUGUUGGAUGCACAACUUGAUGCUAUUUUUUGUGCAAUGAGGGUAAAUGGGUAUGAUGAUGUGGAUAUCGCUAUAGCCGAAACUGGUUGGCCAUCACAAGGAGACCCGAGCCAAGUUGGCGUUGACCGGUAUAGCGCUGCCACUUAUAACGCCAAUGUAAUACGCCAAGUCACAUCAGGUGUAGGGACCCCACUAAUGCCAAAUCGGACUUUUGAGACCUAUAUUUUUGCGCUAUUGGAUGAAAAUUUGAAGAUUGGGCCUACCUAUGAAAGACACUUUGGUUUGUUUGGUCCUGAUCUCACCCCAAACUACGAUAUUGGGCUUUUUCGGCCCAAUAUCACUUCCAAUGCUUCUCCUAAGAGUACUAUAUACUUCUCCCUUAUCAUCACAAUUGUAUGUUGGCUUAUUGGUUGAUGGCAUUUUGAGAUGAUUAUUGACAGGCUAAGUUGACCAAAUCAUCAUGAUCAUUCGUUAAAGCCAGUAUAUUCUACUCACAAAAAUUAUUAUCAAAUCUUGAAUUCUGAUAAGAGUUAUUUAAAAGCAAACCAUAUCCAUAUCAAAAAGGUAUAGAGGUUGCUGUCAGUAAGAUCGUUGACUAAGUUGAUCAAAUGAAGCCCGAUAUUGUGUUAAAUGGACUAAUAUUGGGAUAAUGGGCCUAGCAUGU